Molecule: messenger RNA, 718 nt
Organism: Vanessa tameamea
Lineage: Eukaryota; Metazoa; Arthropoda; Insecta; Lepidoptera; Nymphalidae
Product: putative glutathione-specific gamma-glutamylcyclotransferase 2
Exons: 3
Coding region: 113-670 (185 amino acids)
Biological process (GO): glutathione catabolic process
Cellular component (GO): cytoplasm
Molecular function (GO): glutathione specific gamma-glutamylcyclotransferase activity; gamma-glutamylcyclotransferase activity
Source: RefSeq, a predicted model, not a curated record
UGUAAACAAACAUAUAUUUAUAUGGGAAUGUAUAAUGAACUUUCAUAAAAAUAAAAUUAACAAUAUUGUUAUUGAUGUAUGAACUUUGAAGGCCUAUACAAAAUACGGAAUUAUGUGGGUAUUUGGUUAUGGUUCUUUAGUGUGGAAAAUAGAUUUUAAUUACGAGUAUAAAGUUGUAGGUUAUAUAGACGGUUAUUUGAGAAGGUUCUAUCAGCACAGUAUUGAUCAUAGAGGAACACCAGAGAAGCCUGGGCGUGUAGUGACUCUGAUACCUGCCAAUGACCCAAGCAAUAAGGUAUGGGGUGUAGCAUACAAAAUAAGAUCAGAGGAUGUUGAAAAAGUCACAAAUCAUUUGGACUUUAGGGAAAAGAAUGGCUAUUCCAAGAAAACAGUUACAUUUUAUCCAAAAGAUUCAAAUCUACAACCAAUUAUUUUAACGCUUUAUGUAGCUACAAUGGAUAAUGAAUCUUAUGCAGGUGCAGCAUCUAUAGAAGAUAUAGCAAAACAAGUCAUAAGUUGUAGUGGUCCAAGUGGUUCUAACAAAGAGUAUGUAUAUAAUUUGGCUACAGCAAUGAGGCAGUUAUUUCCUGGCAUUGAAGAUGAACACCUUUUCACACUUGAAACGGCAGUCAAAAAACUUGAUCCAGAUAUAAGGAAAAAUAUUUUAUAAUAUUGUAUUUUAUUAGAAAAUACACUGAAUAAGAUUAUUCAAAUAUAA